AUGAGCAGUAACCUAGUCCCAGUGGUCAUUCCGUAUCCUGAUCUGGCGCAUCCCCAUGAUCCAUCCCUUCGCGAGCGCCUCCGACAAGCCCUCGGAUCGCACAGAGGUGCUUUAGGGAUCGUUGUCAUAUCAGAAUUACCUGGAGACUUCCCAGCACUACGUGAAAAGCUCUUUCGACUAGCCCAAGAACUCGCGACGCUACCAGUCCAUGAAAAGCAAAAGUUGGAAAGACCAGAUACGUCCUACAUGUUCGGAUGGUCCCAUGGGAAGGAAGUAAUGAAUGGCCGUCCAGAUACCCAAAAAGGCUCCUACUACGCCAACCCCCUACUGGAUCAACCGGACGUCUCAGAACGGUUGCGACAAGACCACCCCGAGUACUAUGCUGGGAAUGUCUGGCCCAACGGUAUACAGCGACUGGAAGAGUUUGAGAAAACGUUCAAAAGUCUCGGUCGCAUAAUCUUUGAAGCUGGCCUCCUGCUCGCAAAGGCAUGUGACAAGUUUGUAGUCGAGCCAUCGGAUAGACACGGAACAAUAUCAUCUUUGAUACAACAUUCCAAAUCAAACAAAGCGCGGCUCUUGCAUUACUAUCCUCAAGAUCAAGAAGCCGGGUCGUCCGAUUGCGAAUCGACUUUGGGCAACGAUGCGCUCUGCGGUACACAUCUGGAUCAUUCCCUCCUUACGGGUUUAUGCUCUGCAAUGUAUCUAGACGCUGCAGAUCCAUCAAAGGUGGUGCCCAGCCCAUCUGACACGACUGGUCUUUGGAUAUAUCCACGUGAAAGCGAUACUGCAGUCAAGGUCUCCAUCCCAGAACAAUGUCUCGCAUUCCAAACGGGUGAGGCGCUGUCUCUGCUCACAUCCCAGCGUUUAGCAGCGACACCCCAUUUUGUUUCCGGUAGUACUGCCUCGACUACUCCCGUGUCACGCGAAACGUUUGCAUUUUUUUUACAGCCUGACGUAGACGAUGUCAUAGGAGAAGAUGGAGAGACGUUCGGGGCGUUCACAAAGAGGGUAUUAGGCAGACAUUACCAAGGGGACGUCGCUGCGGAAGCUGAAGAUUGA
Molecule: messenger RNA, 1059 nt
Organism: Cryptococcus wingfieldii CBS 7118
Lineage: Eukaryota; Fungi; Basidiomycota; Tremellomycetes; Tremellales; Cryptococcaceae
Exons: 7
Coding region: 1-1059 (352 amino acids)
Source: RefSeq, a predicted model, not a curated record